AAUUUUCCCCUGGUCCAUCUCACCAACUCCAUUCCACUCCUCGUGGCCCUUUCAGGCGCGAAAGACCUCAAAAUGACGAAUGCACACAGUAUUCCGCUUCCACAAGAGAGCGAGAGCUGCAACAAGACCCUUGAUGCGAUUAUUACAGCCCCCGUACUCAGCAUCCGCGCCAUGCUCUUCUCUCUCUAUGCUGAGGGAGACCGCGAUCUGAAGUCGCGCAUCGAGAAACUGGCCUCCGACUUCACAAAUCUCCCAGCUUGUGAGGAUCCUGACGCGCCCAGGAUUGCAGCUGGAACGGAAGGGACCACGACCAGUGAGGAGCACUCAGACAAGGAAAGAGCCACAGAGCACCUGCCGAAAGAUCAACAGAAGGGAAAGGAAACAGAGGUGGUGCCAGACCUCAAGGUCUGUGACCAUUGUUUCGAUGAUUUUGAUGCAAACGGAUACCACGAGCAGGACGAAUGCUGCUACCACGACGGUAAGAUGGUAAUUGAGCAUCAAUCGAACAUCUGGGAACUUGAACUGGGCGUCAAUCCCAUGAACUUCACGGCAAUGGUGGGGUACGACACAGCCUACUACCGUGCUCAUUAUCCAGAUGCAUUCUACUGGGACUGCUGCGGACAAGUUGGAAGCAACGAAGGCUGCAUCUACGAUGUACACAGGAGCAGACAUUGA
This is a messenger RNA of Neurospora tetraspora, 675 nucleotides long. RefSeq lists its product as uncharacterized. The record is from RefSeq and is a predicted model, not a curated record. Lineage: Eukaryota; Fungi; Ascomycota; Sordariomycetes; Sordariales; Sordariaceae. The transcript has 2 exons. Bases 73 to 675 code for a protein of 200 amino acids.